Messenger RNA from Cottoperca gobio, 3160 nucleotides. Its product is annotated as anthrax toxin receptor 1-like. Gene Ontology annotation, molecular function: transmembrane signaling receptor activity. The coding region runs from base 84 to 1931 and encodes 615 amino acids. The record is from RefSeq and is a predicted model, not a curated record. NCBI's taxonomy places the organism in Eukaryota, Metazoa, Chordata, Actinopteri, Perciformes, Bovichtidae. The transcript has 18 exons. Gene Ontology annotation, cellular component: plasma membrane; cell surface.
AAUCUGCAAGGAGGAUUAAUUUUGCAACUUUUUUUUAAAAUGUAUUUUUCUUUGUUGAAGUGAGAUUUUCUUUAGCUGGAAUAAUGUCUUUGUGCUGGAGUAGAAACUCCUGGUUUCCAGUGGUGUUUGGUGCUGCGCUGGUUGUUCUUACAGCUGGUAACGCUGGACCGAACCAGGACAGGAGGCAGGCUGGGUCGUCCACAUGCUUUGGAGGCUUUGAUCUCUACUUUGUUUUGGACAAGUCUGGGAGUGUGCAGCAUCACUGGACAGAAAUCUACAACUUUGUUGAACAUCUAGCUCAUAAAUUCAUAAGUCCACAGUUGCGGAUGUCCUUCAUUGUGUUCUCCACUGAGGGAAGCAUCUUAAUGAGCCUGACAGAAGACAGGGAACGCAUUCGUAAAGGUCUAGAGGAGCUGCACAGGGUUCUUCCAGGGGGAGACACCUUCAUGCAUGAGGGCAUCCUGAGGGCCAGUGAGCAGAUAUACUAUGGAAACACUGAAGGUUAUCGCACUGCCAGUGUUAUCUUAGCUCUGACCGAUGGAGAGCUGCACGAGGAUCUUUUCUACUACGCUGAGAGAGAGGCCAACCGCUCCAGAAGUCUGGGUGCCUCUGUUUACUGCGUGGGGGUAAAGGAUUUCAAUGAGACACAGCUGGCAAAGAUUGCUGAUAGUAAGGACCAUGUCUUCCCUGUAAAUGAUGGAUUUGAGGCAUUGCAAGGGGUCAUCGACUCGAUCCUGAAGAAGUCUUGUAUCGAGAUCCUGGCAGCAGAGCCCUCUAGUAUCUGUGCAGGAGAGUCCUUCCAAGUGGUGGUGAGAGGAAAUGGAUUUCUUCACGCCCGCAACGUCGAUAAGGUCCUGUGCAGCUUCCGCAUCAACGACACCCUCACUAAGAUGGUGAAGCCUUUGGUUGUGGAAGAUACAUACCUUCUCUGCCCUGCACCAGUACUUCAAGAUGAGGGGAUGGCAGCAAACCUUUAUGUCAGUAUGAACGAAGGUCUCAGUUUCAUCUCCAGUUCGGUCACCAUUACCACUGUGGGCUGCUCUGAUGGGACCAUCCUGGCCAUAGCUCUGCUCAUCCUGAUGCUGCUCCUGGUCUUGGCUCUCCUCUGGUGGUUCUGGCCUCUCUGCUGCACUGUGAUCAUCCAUGAACCCCCACCGCCAGCUGUGGAGGAGAGUUCGGACGAUGAAGACUUUGAAACCCCGAAGAAGAAAUGGCCGACUGUGGAUGCAUCCUACUACGGAGGAAGAGGAGUUGGGGGAAUCAAAAGGAUGGAGGUCCGCUGGGGUGAGAAAGGGUCCACUGAAGAAGGUGCAAAACUGGAAAAGGCCAAAAAUGCCAAAGUGAAGAUGCCUGAACAGGAGUAUGUGGAUGCCCCCAUGCGGAUUCUCAACAACGGCAUGCACAAACCCCCGGGGCCACGCAAGUGGUACUCACCCAUCAAGAGCAAACUGGAUGCAUUGUGGGUACUUUUAAGAAAAGGCUACGACCGUGUGUCUGUAAUGAGACCUCAUCCGGGUGACAAGGGCAGAUGCAUGAACUUCACCCGCAUAAAGUCUCCCUCUCCUCGCUACCCGCAAUACAACCACCCCCCAUCUCCCAUUUACAACCCUCCCAGCAGUAGUCCACUCCCACCGCAGGGCAUGCUCCCACCGAGCCCCUGCAGCCCUCCAUCGUCUCCAUUGUUCUCCUUCUCCACCCUUCCACUGCUGCCUCCAGCACCUCCUCCCACCUCCACCACACCUCCCCCUUACACGCCACCUCCGACCCGGGCUCUUCCUCCAACCAACCUGCACAUACCAGACCCACCAGCGCUCCCUCCCACCCCUCCACCCUCUGCCUCACCGACUGGUACUCUACCACCUCUUCCACAGUGUCCUCCUCCAGGGCGCGCCCCUCCACCUGCCCGCCCACCGCCUCGCCCGGGCCUGUGAGCUCUGGGAGCAGACAGGAGAGAGUUUAAAAGGAUUUUACAAAGGCAACUCAGAGUCCCACCAACAAUCAGCACAUAACUAUCCUUGAUUGUACCUGCGAGGGACCUGCGAGUGCCUUGUGCCACGCUCAGUGGACUGUGGCCUUUCUGCCUUGUGAAGUGGAGCAGAGAGGACUUGUUUUUGAGCUAUUUGUCUACAGUGUACACAUUUAGCCAACCGUGCAAUUGCUGAUGCUUGAAUUACACAGACAUUCCCUACAAAUGAGGUCAUGCAGGCCGGUUCAAAAACAUUUGCCUCGAUGGUCCUCAGAGCUGCUCCAGGCCCUGUUGUCCCCUCCGUGCUCACGCAAGAUUGGACGAAUCCUGACCAAGCAGAGGAACAACAGCUUGUACUAAUGCCUCUGUACAAGGAGGACAGUCGUGUUCAAAAUGAAAAUAAAAUAUGUGCCUGUAACAUUUCCUGAUGAGAGAUAAAAGUCUUGUGUUGCAAAUACAACACAUUUAGGAUGAUUUAGAAGAAUCUGAAAAUCCCCAUUUUUGUACUCUUGAAUGUUGAGCAAUUGCAUGCAAUGAUGUUUGAGUUGUUCUUUUUACAACAAUUCUACCUUGUUUUAUGCAACAUAAAUGCAUUUUUUUAUUUGUACUUUUAUUGUUGAGUAGACAAUGAUUUCUGAUUGACACAUGUACAGUAAGCAUAUUGAAACAGCAACAUGUCUGAACUUGUUUUUGCAACGUUGUACUUCCGUGCCAUAUUAAACCAGCCCAAUGUGAGUCACAGCUGGCCUUUGUUGUGCGCUCAUCAGAGUGAAUGAAUUGAAUUGAAUUAACCUGACAAGAUGACCGCAAUCGCUGCAUAUUCUCCAUCUAUCAACAUGUGGAUAAACCGAGUCAGGGAAAAGCUUUGCACAUCUUCUUGCUCAUCCACCCACUCAUUUUGAUAUAACUGUGUGUAGCUGCGUGUGUGUGCCAAAAAGAAAGCGACUACUCACUAUGUUUGUGACAGCCAGUUUAAUCAACUUAAAUAAAAAGUAUCUGUUUUUUUGCACAAGGUGGAACAUGAUAAAAGCAUGCCUGUUUCAUGGGUCAUAUAAAGUCAUGUGUAGAUUAAGUUAAAGGGUUAAUAUGAAGCUGUUUUUUGAUGGUGAUCACAUGACUCUCAGCAGAAUGCAGUAAAGAUUACGAGCUCAUUUUUAGCAAUCACUAACUCAAAGUGUUUCAUAUGAACGUCAU